Molecule: messenger RNA, 6917 nt
Organism: Orcinus orca (killer whale)
Lineage: Eukaryota; Metazoa; Chordata; Mammalia; Artiodactyla; Delphinidae
Gene: GTPBP1
Product: GTP binding protein 1
Exons: 11
Coding region: 3700-5373 (557 amino acids)
Biological process (GO): translational elongation
Molecular function (GO): GTP binding; GTPase activity; translation elongation factor activity
Source: RefSeq, a predicted model, not a curated record
UUACUUUUUUAAAAAUUCACUUUCCAAGCGGUUUUACAGAUGCUGCUUUUCUACCUCCAGUACUCUACAUUUGCAUAAGAGGAGAUGAAGCACAAAGCAAGGAAACUUCUUGUCCGAGGUGAUAGAGUAAGAGUAAGUCACAGUUAGGUCUAGAAUUAAGCCUUCCCUAGGCAGCUCUAAGUCUUCCCCUCCAAGCCCGAUUUGCAGAUCCCAUUGCUACUUAUUGCCUGCUUAGCAGAGAACCCCUGUGAUACUUCUUGAUGUCAGCAAGGAAAGGACAUCCAGAAUUCCUCUCUUCAGCAAGGCUGCCUUGCCCUGGACCAUACUGACCAUUCGGUAGGGAUAGCUGUGAUAACAGAGGUCCUCUUUUCUCCCUGUGAGAUCCCAUCAGACAUGUAGGCUUGUUGCUAUUCUGGAAGGGACUUGUUAUUGUCCUCCCAGCCCCUUAUUCCAUUGUAAUGGGACCCAUUGUUUUAGAGGAAGGCAGCCCCCAUGACAGAAUCCCAGAUUAUAUCCUGGGCUUUUUUCCCCCUGGUCAUUCCUAGUUUAUAUCCUCAAUACAAAGCCUGCUUACUCUCAUCUUCAUUAAGACAUUAUCUUUGCUGAAAUGGCAGCUGGACUUGUUUAAUAAUUAUGAAUUUAGCCUGUACCAGAUCUUAUCUCUGUCAUCUUUACAAGAAGCCUAAGUAGGCCUCGAUGCAUCAUUAAGGGACUAGUUCUCUUUGCUGAAUGUAGCUUUUGUAAAGGCAGGUAAUAGUUCUUUUGUAGUUUGAGUCUAAGAUGGAGGAAAUCUCAAAAUCUGUCUUGAACUAUUUGACAGAUAUCUAUUAAGUAUCUUAGAAGGUCUUGAUACUGUUGCAAAGCACUUUUAGAUACUUAAAAUCUGGUCUCUGUCCCAAGAAGGAGAGAUGGCAUAUACAUAGUUAACCUCAGUAGAAAACAGUGUUUGGAAAUGCUGCAAUAAUGACACAAGGAAGAAGGGUUUGAUCUCCAAAUAUUGCUCUGCCUUCCUUUGAAAUGUUUCUCAUAUCUAUCCUUUCCUUUCUGUAUUUACUGCCACCUCCCCAGUUUUAGGUGUUACCACCUUAAAGAAGGCAUGGUCAGAGAGAUAGGCAAACCAAGAGGUUCUGUCAAGAAAGAGAGGGAGGGGCUUCCCUGGUGGCACAGUGGUUGAGAGUCUGCCUGCCUACCGGGUUCGUGCCCCGGUCCGGGAAGAUCCCACAUGGCCCGUGAGCCAUGGCCGCUGAGUCUGCGUGUCCGGAGCCUGUGCUCCGCAACGGGAGAGGCCACAACAGUGAGAGGCCCGCUUACCGCAAAAAAAGAAAGAAAGAAAGAAAAGAAAGAAAGAGAGGGAGUUGGCCAGCAUUGUCAAGUGUUACAGAGACAGCAGGGAGAGUCAGGUUCAGAAAAAGCCAUUCCAUUUGGUGACUGGGGGAUCAUUGGUAGGCUUUUGAAAGCUUUGGGGUCAGGUGCACACCUGGCCUCCUGUAAUAGGAUGAACCACUCAAAGGUCACUUCCAGCUUAUAGAAUUGAAGAAACCACAUCUAGAUCAGUUCUGACAAGUGUUGGGACUGUACUUUGAAGACCCAGAUUCUUAAAGCCCCCACUCUUUGCUUAUUCUUUAAUGUGGACUCUUACUGAACUUUACCAUACCUCGGUGGCUCACAGUUAAUUAACCCUCCCGUGGCACAGCAUAACAAGAUGGCAAACAUUCAUUAACACGUAUUUUACACACCCAAGCAUUAUCUUUGCAUCUACCAAUUGGAUGCUAUUAGAUUCAUAGUGACUCCUUCCUGCUGGAAUUCUUUAGGGGCAGAAAGAGAUUGUAAUUAAACAAGUUGAAGAUCAAGCAGAAGACUAAAAGAGAUGCGAGGCCCCCUGGGUCAGCUUCAUCCCUGACUUUCUGUGUGUGCUUGGUGCUUGCCCUCUGUUUGACGCUUCCUUCAUCUAUAAAAUCGGGCGGAUGGUACCACCACUGCCCCCACAACCUGAGGCAAGUUUUGUAGGGAUAAAUUAGACUUUAAAAAAAUUCGAAGCAGGGUGGAGGAAUGUGCUCUUUAAGUAUACAUUCUUUUUUUCUCUUAUUAUUAUUAUUUUUUUUGGCCACGCCGUGCAGCAUGUGGGAUCUUAGUUCCCCGGCCAGAGAUUGAACCCACACCCCUUGCGUUGGAAGCACAGAGUCUUAACCACUGGACCACCAGGGAAGUCCCUAAGUAUACAUUCUUAAGUUACGGUUGAUAUUUUAAAAGGAGGCAAUGUGACCUAGCAGUUAGUUCAGGGUCUGGAACCUGGUGGGUCUAAGUUUGCCUACUGAUUCUUUUCCUUGUCUUAAAAUGGGGAUAAUAGUAGAAUCUAGUCCAUGGUGGCAUGGUGAAGAUUAACACUUGGCAUAUAGUAAGCACUAUAUAAAUGUUAGCUAGUAUUAAUAGUUGCAGUAGUGAUUUUUUAAGGGUUCCGGGUUAUAGAUGAUUUACCAUGAGAUUUCUUUCAAAAAGAGCCUUGUUCAUUCUUCACAUAUUAAAUCGUGACUUUCUAAGACCCAGGUACUGCAUUAAAAGUUCAGGGAGCAUGGGAGGAGUGUUACAUCUUUGUGGGAGGAUUAGAAAAGACUUAAAAGUCUUUCCAAAGGAGGAGGUGCCCCUUCAGUGAAUUCUAAAGCAUGAGUAGGAGUUUUCUAGGUGAGUGGAGGCAGUAGUGAGUGAGCAGAGAAAGCCACAAGCACAGAGGCAUGGAGGCAUUGAUGAGUGUGGAGUAUUUGGUGGACCAGGAGUGAUUCAGUAGAGUAGGAAAUGUAGAAUGUGAGGUUGGGAGUGUCAGGAGGGGAGACUGGACCCAGUCUCCCAGUAGUCAGGGCCCAGAUCUGAGGGUCUUUGAAUGCCAUACCAAAGCGUUUAGACUUUUAUCCUAAAAUUUGGGGGAGCCUUUGCAUUAUGUUGAGCAGGAGAGUACAUAUAAGAAAGGUAAGUCAGUGGCAGGACUGAGAUCUGAUUAGGUUCCUGCAUGGCUGAAUAUGUGGCCUUUAGUAAUUGCACCUCUGCGGCUUUUCUCCUUGGCCUUUGUUUCCACUCGUACAGAGUGAGGAGUAUAGAGCGUGCUGGAGAAGGGUAAUGUGACUGGGUGCAUUUCUGGGAGCCCUGGAUGGAUGAGGUGACACUGGUGAUUGCCUGCUGGUGUGGGGUAGCAUCUGAAAGCUUCUCAUUGUACCAGAAGCAGGAAAGGUUGGAUAGAAUUUGGGGGUCUGGCAAGAAUGGCAGGGCUAGCUGGCCUUCUCUUAGGGAUGCUUCCGAGACCUUCUCUAACCCAGAAUAUUUCCAGAGCGCAGUUGGCCAUGCAUUUAGAAACUCCUUGCAGGACUUCCCUGGCGGUCCAGUAGUUAAGACUCCGUGCUUCCGCUGCAGGGGGCAUGCAUUCGAUCCCUGGUUGGGGAACUAAGAUCCUGUGUGCCAUGUGGCGCAGCCAAAAAAAGAAAAAGAAAAAGAAAAAGAAACUCCUUGGCUCGACUGCAUCCUCUUUGUUCAUUUGUUUUGCAUUUUACAGACGUUUGACGAGUUGGUAUAGGAAAGGCACCCCCAUGGAGCGUCCAGGAAUGUUUGAGAUAUGGCCCUUGUCCUCGAGAUGCUUGUGUAUAGCAGGGGAAGACACGCAUCCAAAACUCUAUUCCAUAUGAUGGGACUGAGUACGGGCUGAGUGAAGCUGACAUGGAGGCCUCCUAUGCCACAGUGAAGAGCAUGGCAGAACAAAUAGAGGCUGAUGUCAUCCUCCUCCGGGAACGUCAAGAAGCUGGGGGCCGUGUGCGCGAUUACCUGGUCCGGAAACGAGUAGGAGACAAUGACUUCCUGGAAGUCAGGGUAGCGGUAGUGGGCAACGUGGAUGCCGGCAAAAGCACGCUUCUGGGGGUCCUGACCCACGGGGAGCUGGACAAUGGCCGAGGCUUCGCCCGCCAGAAACUCUUCCGCCACAAACACGAGAUUGAAUCUGGUCGCACCAGCAGUGUGGGCAACGACAUUCUGGGCUUUGACAGUGAAGGCAAUGUGGUAAACAAGCCAGACAGCCAUGGUGGCAGCCUGGAGUGGACACGGAUCUGUGAGAAAUCCACUAAGGUGAUUACGUUCAUCGACUUGGCCGGCCAUGAGAAGUACCUGAAGACCACGGUCUUCGGCAUGACCGGCCAUUUACCUGACUUCUGCAUGCUCAUGGUGGGCAGCAAUGCUGGCAUUGUGGGGAUGACAAAGGAGCACCUGGGCUUGGCAUUGGCACUCAAUGUGCCUGUCUUUGUGGUGGUCACCAAGAUUGACAUGUGUCCUGCCAACAUCCUGCAAGAAACCUUGAAGCUGUUACAGCGCCUGCUGAAGUCGCCUGGCUGCCGCAAGAUCCCUGUGUUGGUGCAGAGCAAGGAUGAUGUGAUUGUUACAGCCUCCAACUUCAGCUCUGAGAGGAUGUGCCCGAUAUUCCAAAUCUCCAACGUUACAGGCGAGAACCUAGAUCUGCUGAAGAUGUUCCUCAACCUGCUCUCCCCUCGCACCAGUUACCGGGAGGAAGAGCCUGCUGAGUUUCAGAUUGACGACACCUACUCUGUCCCGGGUGUGGGAACAGUGGUGUCAGGGACAACACUGAGGGGCCUGAUCAAGCUGAAUGACACGCUGCUCCUGGGCCCAGAUCCUUUGGGUAACUUCCUGUCCAUUGCUGUCAAAUCGAUCCAUCGCAAGCGCAUGCCUGUCAAGGAGGUGCGGGGGGGCCAGACGGCCUCCUUCGCGCUGAAGAAGAUCAAGCGCUCGUCCAUCCGGAAGGGCAUGGUGAUGGUUUCUCCACGCUUGAAUCCCCAAGCAUCCUGGGAGUUCGAGGCCGAGAUCCUUGUCCUUCACCACCCCACCACAAUCAGCCCGCGGUACCAGGCCAUGGUGCACUGUGGGAGCAUCAGGCAGACAGCCACCAUCCUGAGCAUGGACAAGGACUGUCUGCGCACCGGGGACAAGGCCACCGUGCAUUUCCGCUUUAUCAAGACCCCCGAGUACCUGCACAUAGACCAGCGGCUGGUGUUCCGGGAAGGCCGCACCAAGGCUGUAGGCACCAUCACUAAGCUCCUCCAGACCACCAACAAUUCCCCAAUGAACUCCAAGCCCCAGCAGAUUAAAAUGCAAUCGACGAAAAAGGGUCCCCUGCCCAAACGAGAAGAGGGAGGUCCCUCUGGAGGGCCAGCAGUAGGGGCACCCCCAACUGGAGAUGAAGCUUGCUCUCUAGCGGCUGCGCAGCCAGCUGCAUCCGGCAGUCUCCAGCCACAGCCCAAGCCCGGCAGCGGGGGCCGGCGACGGGGGGGCCAGCGUCACAAGGUGAAGUCCCAGGGGGCCUGCCUGACUCCCGCCAGCGGCUGCUGAAUCUCCCCCAGCCCACCUCCACCACCCAAGGGAUCCUCGUUCUCUGGCCACCACUCCACCAGAUGGGCCAGAGCAACUCUGACCACCGCUCGCCCUCCCCCAGGCCGCACCCGGAGCCUCGUCAUUCCCCCCACCCCCGUUUUCCAGGGGGUUGUAAUUUAUAAGCUGAGGAAGGUGGCCAGACUUCUGGAGGACUGACCAUCUCCAACUCUCUUCCCCACCUUCUUCCUCACUCACACCUUUUUUGUACAUCUGGGCCCUUAGUUUUUAUUCUUUUUAUUAUCUAUCUAUCUAUCUAUCUAGUGUGCGUGUGCGUGUGUGUGGGCGUGUGAGGUGCAGGAGUACGGCCGGUCAGGGCCUGGCAGUCUUUCCCCUUUCUCCUCCGUGGCUGGCCACCAGCCUCCAGGAGCUAGCUGGCUGCCUGUCUGUCCAUGUGUUCGUGUGUCUCUGUGAGAACCUUUCAGGGCUGUCAGGAGCCGAAGCGCGCCCUCCUUCCCUGUGCUCACUCUCCAGUGCGCCUGGAGCCCUGCCACGGAGCCGCCUCCAGGCUGAGGGGCGUCCAGGGGAAGUAUCUGCUGCUGCCAGAGCAGGGGGCCGUCCUUCUGCGACUUGGGGAUCUCAGCAGCAUGGAGAGCAGUGGUCCCCCUUUUCUCUUUCUCCCUCAUUUCCCUUAAAGCCCCAAACAGGUAAUGCCAAAAGCUCUUAGGCUGUAACUGUAGACGUGUGGAGGGUGUUGGUGACUGAGUUGUAGGACCCUCCUUGCCCCUCUGACCUUGCCACUGACCUGAAGACAGCUGUGGCUCUUCUUUCCCCUUGGAGACAAUCCUUUGUUUGCCUGGCUGGCUGGGGUGACUCCUCUUCUGCUGAGUCUGCCGAGCUGGGGCUCUCACCUCGCCCUGGGGCCGCCUCCUGCUUGGACUUUGACUCUGAUUCUUGUUGGGCCUCAGGGCACUGAUGAUUGGGCCUGGGGUCCGCCUGCUCAGGGUCACAGUCAACAGCACCUCCUGUUGGCAGGGGUGCCAGGUGUUCCUCUGAGCCAGGCCGGGACUGGAACCCCUCCUUCCCUGCCACAUCGCCCCAGCAUGGCUGCUACAGGAGCCCAGCAGUGAAGGGCCUGAGCCCCAGAUUUGGAAGCUCCAACUGGGGUACAGGGAGAGCAGGUAGGAGGUAGUAAAAAAGAUUCUUCCAGACCCAGCUCAGAGCAUUAAGCCCUUUGGAAGAAUCGUUGCCAGGGGUGGGGGUGGUGUUGCCCAGGCCAGAGAUGGUAGCAUGGGCCCCAAACCAGCCUGCUCGGAGCUGUGGACUGAAGCCCUCUCUUUAGGGUGGACUGAUGGGCAGAGAUAUGUUCUUUCUCUAGCCUGGGACACCCAACUGGCUGGGUCCUUCCUCAGCCUCGCCUCCCUUCCAUCCCCAACCCUUUGCCGCCACUCCUGCUUCCGGACUGCUGCUCCCCUCUCCUCUCCUCCUGACUGUUUCUAGUUACCACUGACCUGUGGCCAUGGACCGACCAAACCAGCACACAAAAUAAAAGUUUGUUCCAAGUU